Messenger RNA from Felis catus (domestic cat), 3480 nucleotides. RefSeq names its product calpain 14 (gene CAPN14). Bases 221 to 2281 code for a protein of 686 amino acids. NCBI's taxonomy places the organism in Eukaryota, Metazoa, Chordata, Mammalia, Carnivora, Felidae. Gene Ontology annotation, biological process: proteolysis. The transcript is spliced from 21 exons. Gene Ontology annotation, cellular component: cytoplasm. The record is from RefSeq and is a predicted model, not a curated record. Gene Ontology annotation, molecular function: calcium-dependent cysteine-type endopeptidase activity; calcium ion binding.
GUAGUGGAGCCUGGACCCCCAACUCGAGCCCCAGCACUGGACAAGCGCUCAAGGACCCUCACUCUCUAGGACAAGAACUGGCCCAGGUGCCCCAGCCCAUCUGACUUUCUCUUGACUUCUCUUCUCUGGAUGCAGCAAGUAAACUGAACAUCGGCUCUCCAUUCCAGGAGCAACAGAGACCAUCCCAGAAGACCCCGAGGGUCCGUAUCCACACUCUGCCAUGUCUCUGUGUCUGUCUUUCCGAGGCAGAUGGAAGAUGGGGCAGAAGAACUCACUGGGGGGCUCCUCGCAGCUCCCCAAGCAGGACUACAAGGCCCUGAGGGAAAGGUGCCUGAUGGAAGGCCGCCUCUUUGAAGAUGACAGCUUCCCGGCCAGCCUGUGCUCUGUGGGCAGCGGGCCCCUAUUGCGGAAGCUGCCGCCCGGCCUGCAGUGGAGGAGGCCUCCGGAGCUGCACAGCAAUCCCCAGUUCUAUUCUGCUGACACCAAAAGGCUGGACCUGUGCCAGGGAGUGGUAGGUGACUGCUGGUUCUUGGCUGCUUUGCAAGCUCUGACUUUGCAUCAGGACAUCCUGAGCCGUGUCGUUCCCCUGAAUCAGAAUUUCACUGAGAACUAUGCCGGCAUUUUCCAGUUCUGGUUCUGGCACUUUGGGAAGUGGGUUCCUGUGGUGAUAGAUGACCGACUUCCUGUGAAUACAGCUGGCCAGCUGGUCUUUGUCUCUUCCACUUACAAAAACGUGUUCUGGGGAGCUCUUCUGGAAAAGGCCUAUGCUAAGCUGUCUGGCUCCUAUGAAGACUUGCAGCGUGGACAGGUGUCUGAAGCACUUGUGGACUUCACUGGAGGGGUGACAAUGACCAUCAAGCCGGCAGAGGCCCCUGGCAACCUCUGGGACAUCCUUACCUGGGCCACCUACAGCAGAACCCUCAUUGGCUGCCAGACACACUCAGGGAAAGAGAGGGUGCUGGAGAACGGGCUGGUGGGCGGCCAUGCCUAUACCCUCACAGGAAUCAGAAAGGUGACCUGCAGACACGGACCAGAAUAUCUAGUCAAGCUGCGGAACCCCUGGGGCAAAGUGGAAUGGAAAGGGGACUGGAGUGACAGCUCGGGUAUGUGGGAGCUACUGAGCCCCAAGGAGAAGAUUCUGCUCCUGAGGAAAAGCAAUGACGGAGAAUUCUGGAUGACACUGAAGGACUUUAAAACACAUUUCAUGCUUCUGGUCAUCUGCAAACUGACUCCGGGCCUGCUGAGUCAGGAUGUAGGCCAGAAGUGGACAUACACCAUGCGGGAAGGAAGAUGGGAAAAGGGGAUCACGGCCGGUGGCCCGAUGAAGUCACCCCGAGACACAUUCUGGAAGAACCCGCAGUUCCUGCUGUCUGUCUGGAGCCUUCAGGAGGGCAGGAGGUUCCCUAUGCCCUGCAGCGUGCUGGUGUCCCUGCUGCAGAGGCCCAGGCACAGGCACCGCAACUGGAAGCCUCACCUGGCCAUUGGCUUCUACCUCUUUAGGUUGAGCAAGCACUAUGGUGACCAGAGGAGACUGCCCUCUGAGUUUUUCUGGAAAAAUGCCCCCAUAAGAUGGCCUGAAGCAUUUCUCACAGAGAAAGAAGUGAGUCAGGAACUGCAACUGGAGCCAGGGACAUACCUCGUUGUGCCCUGCACAUCCAAGGCUGGCCAGGAAGCAGAGUUUGUCCUGAGAGUAUUCUCCAGGAAGCACAUCUUUCAUGAAAUUGGAUGCAAUUCCAGUGCUGUCUUCUCUAAGGAAAUAGUAGACAAAAAUGAAGGGCAGGAUGAAUUCUUCACUAAACUCUUUGAAAAGUGUCCAGAAAUAAACGCAGUGCAGCUGCAGAAGGUCCUGAACCACAUGACCUGGUCAAGUCUGGGGAGUGCCCAGCCUUUCUUCAGCCUGGACGCCUGCCAGGGGAUCCUGGCCCUACUGGAUCUAAAUGCGUCGGGUACCGUGAGCAUCCAGGAGUUCAGGGACCUGUGGAAGCAGCUGAUGCUGUGUCAGGAGGUUUUCCACAAGCACGACAGCAGUCACUCAGGAUACCUGAACAGGACCCAGCUGCAGGCUGCCAUGAGGGAUGCAGGAAUCAUGCUCAGCAAUGACGUCUGCCAGCUGAUGCUUAUCCGCUAUGGCGGCCCCAACCUCCAGAUGGACUUCGGCAGCUUCGUCCACUUGAUGCUGCGUGCAGAGUACAUGGAGGAUGCCUUUCAGAACUUAACCCAAGAUGGCAAAGGGAUCUACCUCCAGAAGCCAGAGUGGCUGAUGAUGACUCUGUACUCCUGAGAAGGCUGGAGCCCUGUCUGCCUUCACUGAGAACUCUGCAUGUGGCUCAAAGGUAGCCUUUGACUGAAACCAAUCCACAUUCAGCCCAUUUACUGUUCUUCAGGACCGUGUCUCCAGUCAUCGCCUUCUCAGCUGGGAAGAUUUCUUUUCUGCAGACCUUCCCCUUGGAUAGGCAGUGUGCAAAAAGGGAAAGGAGUUAGCAAAGAUUGCCUUGGACUUGUAAAGACCAAUUGUCAUUCUCCAGCCACAACCUUGUCACAGCAGGGAUGUCAGCUGACGUGGUCUAAGAAAUCUGACUCCAGAGUUGGUAUGUCAACCUUUAACAAUACUGCCUCCAUGGCUGUCCAAUUUAUUAUUUUUUUAACUUUGAAAAAAUAAAGAUUUAUUACUUAUAAGACCUGGAAAUUACAUAGCACCCCUAGGGCUGCACAGUGAGGUUGUUGUGAGGGGAAGAGAGAGAGAAAGGGAGAGAAUGCCUGGGGUUCUCCUUUUAUUGGGGUUGUGGGCAGGGUUUCAUGGGUUCAUUCUCUGUUGGUGAAUUUUAACACAAGAGUGGGAAUUUAAAGUGGGAAGAGGGGGGAAAAACAGAAACAAGAGGUUCAAAUGGUCAGUUAUAGAAAUGAACCAAGAUCUCUCUAUCUAGUCCUAUGGCUGGUAAAGUGUUUAUUUAAGAUGCCUGGUCAACCAAAGCCUAAGUCAGAUCCUUGCAUUACAAGAGAGAAAAUAACAACAGCUCUCAAGGCUUAUGCUACAACAAGGCUGAGAAUGAAAUCCAAUGCGUGAAGUUGGCACAACAGAUGGAUGGAAAGAACCUGAGCCACUGAUGACUUUAUUGAGCUACUCAACCAACUCUGGAAUCAUCUGUCUCUAGACUUACUGCUAAUUCAAUGAUAAGCCUUUUUACAGUUUAUGUUGUUGUCGAUCACAUGUUGGUCGCUUGAAGAUGAUGGCUAUCCAAUUUAAAUAGCCUUAACUUUAAAUAGCCUUAGCCAAAUAUCCCAUUUGGAGUAAUAGUCUAGGUUUCAAGAUCUGAAGAGGGACUAAUAUGUCCUUAAACAACUGUACCAGCAUCUAUAAAUUGGUGGAGGCAUAGGCUAAAUUUCAAUUGUGUGGAGGUGGGGUGGGGCUAUAUUGAGCUUUUAAGAACACAGAAUAUGAGAGGCUUGGCAGAGUCCAGGUGGGUUGGGCUGGCUCUGGCA